AUUACGGUAUCGUGAGUGAGGUGACAAGGAUUACUGACCAAGGAUUAUUUUACAUAUUUCAAUAAUUAAAGCUAGUCGGUUAAUCAUGGUGACUCAUUAAUCAGUACAAGGAAACGCCAGCAAUCGUACAUAAAAGCGUGUGACCUUAACAAGCGAAAUAAUUCAUUUUGUUUCCUCUUCCAGUAUUAUCAUAUUUUUCGUUCAGUUAUGUUAGUAUUUAUCACAGUGCGAGAACUUACAUGGUGCGUAAAGUGGAACAUAGAUAAUACCAAAGUGGCUGGGUAUUGAGACCAACAGGUUUUUUUUCAGUUGGUAGUCGUGAAAACAACUGCAUCCUGUGUGUCUAAUUCUCUACAACAACUUAGCCUUGUAUAUACCAUUGUCAUCACCAUUCAUCCGACCGACCUGGCCAAGUGGAAAACCUCCGUGACACAAAACACUUACUUUAACCCUGUGUACAGACAUAUCUCAGAGCGUCUUACGUACACGCCAUAAUGUCCAGCAAAUACGAGAACUUUCCAGACCAUGACUCUAGUGGCCGCAAUACUUUCAACAUGAUCGUAAGGGACAGGCGCAUGAUUUUUCAAGACUUUAUUCGCCCCUGCUUUGCCGAGCUAAUGGCGACUGCCUUGUUCGUCUUCCUGGGGACGAUGCCAGUGCUUGGGAUGUCUGUCAACCGGGUAGCCAUAGCCAACGGAAUGACCAUCACAAUGGUUGUGAUUGCUUUCAGUCCUGUGAGCGGCUGCCAUAUCAACCCGGUGGUGACCCUAGCCCUAUACCUUUGUGGCGAGAUCCCAACCAUCAGAGCCCUGUGUUAUGUCCUGACUCAGCUACUAGGCGGCAUGCUAGGCUCAAUGCUACUUAGAAGUUUCCUGACCGAGGAACUUUUCACUCUCCUCAAAGCCGGAAGUCAGAACUUUGCCCCCGGUGUAACCGUUCCCCAAGCCUUCCUGUGUGAGACAACCCUUACCUUCAUGCUCAUCUAUGUGAUACUUACCGCUCUCAUGCCGGAGCCUGGGAGACAUCCAUUGUUCUUAGGACCCAUCUGCAUUGGUUUUGCCGUCGUCAUCGCUGUUCUGGCAGGAUCCCACGUCUCCGGCCCAUCCUUAAACCCGGCCCGGAGCUUUGGCCCAGCGGUGAUCGCUUCAUUCUACAACAUGGGCUCCGAGGUGUGGGACAACCACUACGUGUACUGGGUGGGGCCUAUCAGCGGAACACUGCUCGCAACCCUCUUCUUCAGGUUAGUAUACAUGUCUAUACACUCUUGUGUCUCGGUAGUGUGAUGGGCGGUGGCACUUGUGGCGCCAGUUCAAACCCCAACGCGGCAAGUCUUGAACUUUUCGUAUUUCAAAUAUUUCAUUAAUUCAGCGACUUUCCGCUAUUAGAUCUUAAUCUAGUUGCUGGAAACGUAAAGCAAAAAAAAUAAUAAAUCUUUAAAUUAAUAUAGGUUGUCCCCCCACUCACAUAGUCUGCUAAGGUUCUCUAUACAGUUUAAAACAGCUGAGGUUCUAAAGUUCCAUCGCCCCAGCAAAGA
Messenger RNA from Aplysia californica (California sea hare), 1534 nucleotides. RefSeq names its product aquaporin. The record is from RefSeq and is a predicted model, not a curated record. The transcript has 4 exons. Gene Ontology annotation, cellular component: plasma membrane. Gene Ontology annotation, biological process: transmembrane transport. NCBI's taxonomy places the organism in Eukaryota, Metazoa, Mollusca, Gastropoda, Aplysiida, Aplysiidae. Bases 495 to 1283 code for a protein of 262 amino acids. Gene Ontology annotation, molecular function: water channel activity.